Messenger RNA from Musa acuminata subsp. malaccensis (wild Malaysian banana), 3006 nucleotides. RefSeq names its product trihelix transcription factor GT-2. NCBI's taxonomy places the organism in Eukaryota, Viridiplantae, Streptophyta, Magnoliopsida, Zingiberales, Musaceae. The record is from RefSeq and is a predicted model, not a curated record.
UAAGCCCACUUGACAGCGCAGCUUCUUGUUUGUUUCAUCAUCUUCUCCCCUUCUCUAUCUCUUUCUUUCUCACUCGAUUCAUCUGUUCUAUCCAAUCUUCCCUUUUCUACCGUUUCUUCCCUUCCUUUCACCCUCACCCUCAUCUCCUGUAUAUGUAUUAGUAUUCUUUCGUUUUAGUUACAUAUCCAUCUAAAAAAUUCUCUUUCAUUACCUCCUCUCUCUAUCUUUCUCUCUUUCCAGUUGUCCAUGUUUCCAUCUUUCCAGUUGCACUGAAUUCCUUUUUCUAUUUCUGAUUCCUGCACGGAGGGGGAAGAGAGGAAGAGGGAACAAACACAAUUCCUAGUAUUCCAGAAAGAGAGCAAUUGAUGGUAAUUGCCUUAAAUCCUUUUGAGAGCUGAAAGAGAAAACAGUUCCCACAACCAUGCAGCAACAAUUACUACUACAGCAGCAGCAGCAGGAGGCCGCUGCAACCGGUCCCAGAGCUGACAUGCUUCGAAUUCCAGGCGGCACUGACCCCCUCCAUCCGCCGGCCGAGGCUGCCUCCCCCAUCAGCAGCCUGCCGCCGCCGGAUGCCACCGCCAACUUAGAUGAACUAACCCCAGCCGUCGCCGGGAACGAGGAGGCAGAGCCCAGCGGCGUGCCCGGGAACCGGUGGCCGCGGAAAGAGACGCUGGCGCUGCUGAAGAUCCGCUCCGAGAUGGACGUCGCCUUCCGAGGAGCCACAUUUAAGAGCCCUCUCUGGGAAGACGUCUCCAAGAAGCUGGCGGAGAUGGGCUACAAGAGGAGCUCAAAGAAGUGCAAGGAGAAGUUCGAGAAUGUACACAAGUAUUACAAGCGCACCAAGGAAGGCCGCGCCGGGCAACAGGACGGCAAGGCCUACCACUUCUUCAGCCAGCUCGAGGCCAUCCACAACCGCAGCGGAGGCGGCGCCAUCACGCUCUCUGCGGCUGUCUCCCAGCCGACCCCGGCUAGCUUCACCGCCGGCGUGGUGGGUUCCCCGGCUGCCAGAAUCCGACCUUCACCCAUCUCGGCCGUGGGCUCACUGCCCAUCCCGACGCCAGCUAGGGUCGUCGUUGAGCUCGGCCCACACGGAUUCUCUAGCUCGGCUGCUGCCGCCAACGGGAUCAACUUCCCGUGGAAUUCAUCCUCCUCGUCAACGGAAUCGGACGAAGAGGAUACAGAAGAGGCCGGUGAGAACCAGGAAGGACGGAAGAGGAAACGCAGCAGGAGCUCGCGAGCUCGACGGCAGCUAAUGAACUUUUCCGAGGCGAUAAUGAAGCAGGUUAUGGAACGGCAGGAGGCCAUGGAGCAGAAGUUCUUGGAGGCAAUCAAGAAGAGAGAACAUGAACGAAUGAUUCGAGAGGAGGAGUGGCGGCGCCAGGAGAUGGCGCUGCUCAGCCGCGAGCAAGAGUUGCUCGCCCAAGAGCGCGCCGUGGCGGCGUCCCGAGACACCGCAGUAAUUUCCUACCUUCAAAAGAUCAGCGGGCAAUCUAAACCAUUGCCUGCAGCCACCACCACCGUCUCGGCCAUCUCCACCAGACCGCCUACUAUGCUGCAGUCGCACGCUCCGUCUCUUCCACAACCGCCACCUCAGCCGCGACAGGCGCAGACACCGCAGGAACAGAAGCCGCCAGUGCCGGUACAGCCACUUCAGCAUCAUCAUACGCAAAGCACCGAUAUCGAACAGUAUCAGCCCUUAUCGGCAAAGCAGCCGCCGGUGCCGAUCAGCUCGGAGACUGAUCAGGGCAUUCUCGGCAGCGGCAGCUUCGAGCCACCGUCUUCCUCGAGAUGGCCCAAGGCGGAGGUCCAUGCACUAAUCCAGCUGUGGACUGGGCUCGAGUCGAGGUACCAGGAGGCAGGUCCUAGGGUUCCGCUGUGGGAGGAGAUCUCCGCCAAUAUGCAGCGGCUGGGAUACAGCCGGAGUGCCAAGAGAUGCAAGGAGAAGUGGGAGAACAUCAACAAGUACUUCAAGAAGGUGAAGGACAACAGCAAGCAACGCCCGGAGGACUCCAAAACCUGCCCCUACUUCUACCAAUUGGACGCAAUCUAUAGAAAGAAACUGCUCGGUCAUGGCGGCCGCGGCGGCGGCGACGGCGACGGCCGUGGUAGUGUGGGAGUCCAACAGCAGCAGGAGCAAGACCCCAAAUGCAGUCCAGUUCCGCAAGAAAGGGCUGACAACGUGGUACAGAUGCAGCACCAACGGCAGACUCCAUCCGAGGCCAAAUACAAGAACGGCAACGACAGCAACAGAAAUGGUGGGAAUUCGAAACAAGCACAAACGAGCAAUGGAGGGCAUCCGCCAAGCUUCUUUGAAGAAGGAAUGAACAAGACGGAAGACAUCGUGAAGGAUCCUAUAGAGCAAAGACAAAGGCAGGAGAUAGACGACCCCGACAGCGAAAAUCUGGACCAAGACGACGAUGACGAGAGCAGCAAGUUGCAGUAUACGAUACAUUUCCAGAGGCAGGAUGUGGGUGGUGGCGGCGGUAAUGCACAGGCAGCGGCCGCGGCGGCCGCAGCGACUGCAGGUUCCUUCUUGUCUCUGGUUCAGUAGUUAUUGUAAUCUCCACCAGUUCUCGCUUCUUCCUCUCGGUUGUACCACGUUUAGCUUUCUCCGCCAACACAACAGUCACGUCCGAGUACUCGCAGCCAACACACCCAUUUCCGUUCUUCUCCUUCCAUGUCCCAUCUGCAUCAUAAAACGUGAUUUGAUGUGGAUUAAGAAUCCUAGCGCACACAUCUCUUACAAGAUGCCAUUCCAGAUCGAGAGAGGUUCCCAUCGACUGAGGAAGAGAGAGGUGAAGGAAAUGGUGUAUCGAUUCACACACACUGCCUGCAUGUGUCAAUCUUCUUUCCUGUACUCUUGGCCACAGUACCUCGCCGGAGGGAACAUGAUGGAGUUUGGUGCCUUCUCAAAUCAUUAAUCAAUUAUGGUGAAGGUCUUUGAUGCUUGUUUAUGCACUGUUAAGAUGUACAUUUACUUCUCUUCAAAGUAUUGCCAAACUUAAC